This is a messenger RNA of Aureobasidium melanogenum CBS 110374, 834 nucleotides long. RefSeq lists its product as uncharacterized. Gene Ontology annotation, biological process: transmembrane transport. The transcript has 3 exons. The record is from RefSeq and is a predicted model, not a curated record. Gene Ontology annotation, cellular component: membrane. Gene Ontology annotation, molecular function: transmembrane transporter activity. The coding region runs from base 1 to 834 and encodes 277 amino acids. Lineage: Eukaryota; Fungi; Ascomycota; Dothideomycetes; Dothideales; Saccotheciaceae.
AUGCCAGAGACAUUGUCUAAAGCUCCAUCGGAUGUGCAACAAGAUCAAAACGAUAUAGCUACUGCAACACCCCCCGUCUCUAACACCGCUGCCGAGAAUCUUGAACAAAUACAACGUGCGAAUAUACUCAAGACUGCACGCAUCCUGAUGUCGAUACCCGGAAUCUGGUUCUGCUUUCUCUCCUUCCUAUUGAAACGUAUCGCUUUCUCAAGCGAGAACCUGAUAUAUCAAUACACCUCCGAGGUUCUGAAACAGCGUCUGGACGAAGUGGUCUGGACAUGUGUUACUCUGGGGAUUGGCGAAUCACUGAUGACUGUCAUCGUGCUUCCCUCUGCAUCCCGCAUCCUUGCGAAACGAGGCUUUGCCGCUCAAUCCAUCAAUCUUUGGGUGAUUCGCUUUAGUCUCUUUGUCGUCAUCAUCGGGUUCAUCGUCAUGUGGCUGGCCAUACAUCCGAUUCAGAUUGGCACUGCUUUACUGCUUUGUGGCAUGGGCGAAGGAUUGGAACCCUCCAUCGAGGCCCUCGCCUCUUCAAUGGUUCACCGAGCAUUGAAUGCUGAUCUCGUUGCAUUCUUUUCUGUCAUCGACACGAUCGCCAAGAUCAUCGGUGGACCUGUCAUGGCAGCAAUGUUGUCUAUUCGUGACAACGAUGGCGUGUCGUUCGGCGCUUGUUUCCUGCUUUCGGCGGGUCUGUUUGUUACGUUGUGGGCACUCAGUUGGACAUUGUCCUGGAAGAAGAUGGAAGAUAUUUCCAAAGAAACGGAUGCAAAACGCACAAAAAAGAAUCUGCCGAGGGAACAUCCAGACAACAUCAAUACACUAUAUAGAGACACAUAA